ACAUGGCGCUAUCGAGCAAUGGUUGUGUUUGAUCGUGUGUUACACAGUUGAUUUAAAUGUUAGGUUUCACGUCGACCAUUUGGUCUGUGCUUAACGAUGACUGUAAUCCACGUUUUAGCAAAAAUGUUAACCCAAGAAAGGUAACAAUCCUUUCUUUCAUCGGAAGGACAAUGAGACAAGAGUGAAGCAAAUCUGGCCGUAUAAAUACAUAGAUAUAUUUUUACCUGGGGAACUCAAAAAGCAGAAGCAAAACACCAAGAAUGCGUUUGUCUUUGUUGGUCUAAUUUAAUAUUUUUAAUACUACUUUAUAAUCCUGUAAAUAUUUGUAUAUGCGGUAGUUCUCUGUCUAGGACUCGGAGAAGAAACGAAGAGGACUGAGGAUGGGAAAUCGACAUGGAUAUUUUGUGGUGUUGGCGUUUGGCGUUCUGCACUUGGCGUUGUUAAUCGUUGAAGGGGCUCCACUUCCGGAGUCCGGUGCAGGGGAAGCAGCUGCAGGCGAAAUUCAUAUAUCCUCUCUAGCUCUAUCUGUGUCUGGAUUGGUUUUGUUGAUAGUCCUGGUUGCGAAUUGUGUUUCCUGCUGCAAGGAGCAAGAAAUCGAUUUCAAGGAGUUUGAAGAUCACUUUGAGGAUGAGAUUGAUUUCACCCCCCCAGCUGAAGACACUCCUUCGAUUCAGUCACCUGCUGAGGUUUACACGCUCGCUGUCACUCCUGUACUUCUACCUGGACCCCCUCACCUUCAGCCACCCAGGAUAACAGAUGGAUCUACAGCUUCACAAGUUGCACGUCACAGUCUGAGUUAUAUCCAGGAAAUCGGAAAUGGCUGGUUUGGAAAGGUUCUUCUUGGUGAGGUCUAUACGGAUCCAAGAGUAGACAGUGUCGUGGUGAAGGAGUUAAAGGCCAACGCCAGCGGCAAAGAACAAAAUGAGUUUCUACAAAGUGGAGACCCAUACAGGGUUUUGCUGCACCCCAAUAUACUUCAGUGCCUGGGGCAGUGUGUGGAAGCUGUCCCCUUUCUCCUGGUCUUCGAAUUCUGUGAACUGGGUGACCUGAAGAGCUAUCUGCUGAGCCAGGAGGAGCGGAUCUAUGGGAGCUCUGAGCUUCUCCAGCUGCAGAAGAUGGCCUGCGAGAUUGCUGCUGGAGUCACCCAUUUGCACAAACACAACUUUGUGCACAGUGACUUGGCUUUGCGGAAUUGCUACGUUACCACAGAUUUGACUGUCAAAGUGGGGGACUAUGGAAUAGGAGCUAGUAGGUACAAGGAGGAGUACAUUAUCACUGAUGAGGAACAGGCUGUGCCCCUGCGCUGGACUGCCCCUGAGCUGCUGGGAGAGAUCCGUGGUGGGGUGGUAGCUGCAGAUCAAACCAAACCUGGCAAUGUGUGGGCUCUGGGUGUCACGCUGUGGGAGCUGUUUGAAAACGCCACCCUACCGUACCCUCACCUUUCAGACAGGGAGGUGCUAAUCCAUGUCAUAAAGGAACAACAAAUUAAACUCUUCAAGCCCCAGCUGGAGCUGCCUUAUUCUGACAGAUGGUAUGAGGUGCUGCAGUUUUGUUGGCUUUCUCCAGACAAGAGGGCCACAGCUGAAGAAGUGCACAGGUUGCUCACAUAUCUCCGCAUGCAAGGCCAGAAGGAAUCAGAGGAGGACUUUGAACAGAGGUGGAACAUGCUCAAACCAAACCCCAGCAACAGACAAUCCACUAUGAGCCACUCUUCGUUCCCCAUCCUGGAGCAGUUUGUGGACGACGGGCUCCACCGCGAGAUGGAUGAAAUCCUGACUGUGACGGAGACCAGCCGAGGCCUCAGUUUCGAGUACGUCUGGGAGGCAGCUAAGCUAGACCACUUUGAUGACCAGAACCCCUCCGGCAUGGACACAACUAUGAACUACCACAGCAUGUUCUUCCCCGUGCCCCCCUAUGAGAAGCCCGUCUUCUCCGAGCCUGGCACAGUGAAGGGGGGGGAUGCCAGGAGCCGGGGUCCUUCUGCUGGAGUUCCUGGGGAACUUCCUGUCUUUGAUGCUCACAGACCAGCAGUGGGGAGCGAAUACUACAUCCAGUUAGAGGAGCAAGGAGAGAGCAGCAUGGAAGUAGAUGAAAAUCGGUGUCCUACAGACCCACAGGACAAUGAUCGAGAGGUUCCCCAGGACAGGCGUUCGCUGCAGUACGUUGUCCUCCGGGAUAUACGUUUGGAUGAAUCCAGCACAGAUGCCGAUUUCUUCCACCGGAGCAUAGACUCCAAGGACUCAAAUUUACCAGAGAGCCAGGUUGGGUCACAAGCUUCCAGUGAUCUAGAAAGCCCUUAUCGCACUAAUAUUUUUAGUGAAAGCACGCAAUUGGAAGAUGCAUCCUGGAACAGGGGCUUCUUUGAGCUACCCGAACUGAACGUGAAUCACCUACAAAAGACCCCUGGCACCCAGGAGUCUGGCUUAGAGUCCGGAGCAAAUAGAAAAGAAAGAGACUUCAGUUCCUCUUUAAGAGGUGAUCAGGAGACUGUUUACAUGGAAAGUAUUGCAGAACACCCGAAUGAUAUGCGGUUACUAAGUUCAGAAAAACUGUCAGAUAACUACUUAUUUCUCAAGGAGAAAAACUUAAUGAAGGAUCCCUCAUGUUCUUCUAGAAAUAGCAUGGACUUAAGAUCCGAACUUUUAGAUGCUGAUUCAAAUAGCUUCCCAGAUAUCAGUUUUAAGACGUAUUCUGGGGACGGUUUAGGUAACAAAGAUUUGGACCUUGAUGGGCCAGCAAGUCAUUUAAUGUAUGAGAGAGUUACAGGUUUCUCAAAGGAAGAAUGUUUGAACUUUCGUAGUCCAGAUUUGAAAGGUUCUCUACAGCCUUUAGUUCAAGAAACACUGUUGCCUUCAUGUUCACCAGUUAUAUCUGAAAGCUGUAGUGACAUACUACAGAGUAGUAACUCCUUCAAUGAAGAAUGUGUUUUACUCAAAUCCUCGAAAGCAGGGACUCCUUUUCCUCUCGACUCUACCUCUAAGAGUGCUGAAGUCUCAGCAAGUCCCACCAACAGCCAUGAAUCCCCUCUGUUUCGGGAAAGUGCCACUCAUGACAAUUUGUGCAACGAUGCCAAAAAUCACAGCCUUCUAGGUGGUUUGCGAAUGUCAGAAGAAAAUGCACCUGAAAUUGUAAUCAAAGAACCUGCAAAGAAUGCAAGCCAUGCAUCAGAUUCUGCACAUGUCAACAAUGCUGGCUUGGAAAAUGGCCUUACAAUGUGUUACAACAAUGAAAGCUUGAUCAGGAACAUGGUUAAAGAUGUUAACAGCAGUGGCGUCCUGUCUGCAAAUUCGCUGCUGGAACAAACCAAUGGUUCCUCAUCUGAGGAGCCCUUAAUAACCUUUGAAACUAAUAAUCUAUCAGAGGAUGCAUCUUCACAUUUGGCUUCUGCUCCUUUUUCGGAUCAGAUAAGCCAAGACAGCCUUCUCGAUGACAGCGAAUCAACGACUCUUUUGACAAUCGAGCAAUCGGCCGAAACGCCUGACUCGUUGGAUUCACUGGACGUGCAUGGCUUAGUUGGUCCAUCUGAAAACCUGAAUGCUGUUAAUCAGAAACUCCAGCCACCUUAUAAAACCGCAGACAGUGGCUAUGAAACUGAGAAUCUGGAAUCUCCUGAAUGGAAUUCCCAGUCUGUUGGUAAGGGGCCUUCCCCCAUUGAAACCGUGCUAAACACAAAUGUAGAACAGGUUCCUGCUUAUUUACUACCUCCGGCCAUCAUCAUUUCAGAGGUGGAUACUGUAAUGGAUAUGGAUGUAGAGGAUGCAGAAACUAGUACACGUCAGUCCCAGACAGGGGCUCCAGUGGAACUGUUCUCAAAUGCCAGCCAAAACUCAUAUCGGGACUCUGCAUACUUCUCAGAUAAUGAUUGGGAGACAGAUAAAAAGUCUGAAGACAUCAACAGUAACUCUAACUCUAACGACACUACCCUCAUCACCAUUGAGAACAGUGGACCCAGUGUACACACUGACAGUACAAACACCUGCAGUGUGGGAAUCACGGCAUGCCCGGAAGAGAAGAUGCAACCAUCAAAAGUUCUUGUCUCUCUGCAGGCACAAGAGGCUGAACCAGCUAACAGACUUCAGGAGCAAUCAACAGAAGUAAGGAAUGUAGUAUCACAGGUCUUGGACUUCAAAGGCAACAUUGUGCCAGAGCUGGUACACGCAAUGGGAGAUGACUUGAAUGCAGAAGCUAAGGUUGCUGUUGAUGGUAGUGAUGUGUUGGACAUCAGGACACCAGAACCUCUUGCUGAAGUUAAAGCCAGGCUUCAGGGCAGUACACCUGAAUCUGUAGACGUGCCAGCUGUCUCAGUCGACAUGCAGCAGUCCAACUCUUCAGGGGACAAGGUGAAUAAAAAGCUGGUAACGUCCUACCAGAAUGAAGGUCCGAAGCUGAAGGAACCCGAUGUCGAAGGCAAAUACUUGGGCAAGUUGGAUGAUUUGGACCUCCCAGAGGUUGUGGAGGAUGGGAUUGAUGCCGACGAGGAGGAUGAGAAUAGCGACGACUCGGAUGACGACCACCAAGGUUUUAAUCUGCUCAGCGAGAGUUCUGAGAGCGACGAUGACGCUGUGCACCCCGUUCCCAUUGUGGUGACCGAGAACGACGACGGCAAGGACCUGAAAAGCCUGUUGAAGCUGACGCCUCCCCUAGCCACACAACCAACCAAACGGGCUCAGUCUGAAUCAGACAGAAGGGCUGUGUCAUUCUUCGAUGAUGUGACUGUUUAUAUUUUCGACCAGGAUACUCCAACAAAGGAGCUGGGUGACCACUCGGCCAGUUCAAACAGCCAAGUGUCUGAGUUCAGCAGCCCUGUACCAUCUUCCAGUCCUGGUUAUCUGAAUCGCUUCACCCACUCGGAAAGCUCUACAGAUGAAGAAGGUGGUGGCUUUGAAUGGGAUGAUGACUUCUCUUCUCCGGAGCCCUCGUUCAUCUCCAAAGCGGCCAGUCACCUGAUCAUUUCCAAGGCAUCUUCUCCGGUGUCGUCCCGGUACUUCUCUCCCCCACCGCCCCCCCGCACCACGGAGCAGAGCUGGGCAAGCUCCCCGUACUCCCGCUUCUCCAUCUCUCCAGCCAGCAUUGCCAGCUUCUCUCUCACACACCUCACAGACUCCGACGUUGAGCAAGGAGGAAGCAGCGAGGAUGGAGACAAGGACUAAACGAGAGAUCAUCUGAGAUUGAAUCGGUCCGUAUAGUCUACAAAGGAACUACAAAUGAUGUAUUUUGAGAUGUAAAACCCAUUUUAAAAACAAAACAAAUCAAAGCUCCUGAAGAAGAACUCUUCCCAGUUCUGUCGUCCUCUUAUGAACAGCACUUGCUGUGUUACCGCGGGUCGUCACUGCUAGAAGGGAUGCAGUUGAAGUGACAAGAAAACAAUGGAGAUGAUAAAACCUCGGUUAUCAUGAUCUGAUUAGCAUACAUGCAUUUCCAAACUAAUCGGUGAAAUUAACCGAUUGAAAAAACAAAAAGAAACUAAUUUAAAGUAUUAUUUUGUAAAAGUAACUGUACAGAUAAAGGAAAUUGUUCUGCAUUCCUGUCUCUUGCUUUACAUUGUAUCAGCUGCUUUACAGCCAGGCUUUUUGAGUAUUGAGCUAUGUCUUUAUUCUGUCAAAAGCAUUAGUCCUUGGCUUUGUUUAAGGUAAGCAUUUUAUGCAGCCUUGGCUUGCAUGGGUUAAAGCUCUACAUAGUAGAUUAGCUUAUAAUGAAAAAAACAAAACUUAAGCAAUAAAAGUGAUAGAAACCUCAUUGAGUGUUCCCAUUACAGUAUAUCAAAAGCAGUUUGUUUUGGUUUUAGCAUGCUGUUUUGUGUGAAAAUGAAUUCCCUGCAGCUUUAAAAAAAGAAGUGUUUGGUAUUUUUAACAAAGAAAAAAAAGCACUGGAAACUUUUUGCACAGUCACACGUUUAACUAUAUGGAACUGAGCAGAUUUCUUACACAAUUUAACAAUAAUGAAUGAAUACACUGGUAUGGCAUUUUCAAACAGUUAUACAGGAGGCAGUCAGUCAUUCAGAUUUGUAUAUAAUCAGCGAUGCUCUUUAACCUUUUCAACCACAAUGUAAUUUGCUUUCUUACUCUGCAGAAACCUUGUAAGGGGGGUGUAUAUUGCAUUAGGCAUUAGCCAUUUUAAUAGCUGUGCUUAAUUUGUGUAAAUCAAAUUGUAACAUUUGCCCAAAAUAUAUUUUCGAACUGGGAUGAAGAUAAGGGCAAUAUAGCAUUUGUCUCCAUUAGUGUCCAUAUAAAUUAGGGUUAGUCUAUGCUUUUUGAGCAGUUGAUCGCUUUCAUGCAUUAUUUUCUGUUCUAAAAACAUUUUGUUAGACUAAACAGCUAGCAAGACCAGAAUGAUCUGUGUAACGGUCUUAGAUAGAGGUCCACACAGUAGCAUUUGGUACAUGCCUAUCCCAUCGCAUAUCGCCUUUUCUAAACUGGUUGUAUUGAUGUGCCUACAAAUUACAAAACAUAGCACUACAUUUCACAUGUUUAGUUCAUUUUGAUAAAACAACUAAACUGCUCAUCAUGCUGUUCAAGAACGACGAGCAAACAGCUGUUUGUUAUAUUUUCUAUUCUUUAAGAAAAAAGAAACGUUUUAUUAAAUAUAUGUGAACUGUAGGAUCUAGGAGCUGACGUAUCUUGGGAGUGCUGUAAAAUGCCUGAAUGUAGUAAGCGGAUGGUAUUCGUGGAGAUAUUGUCAGUGCAAUGAACAUGUGUGGUUUUUUUUUUAGUUCAUGGGAGGAAGCAGUCUUAAGUCAAAGCACUAAACUGAAUUUGUGUUUCUAUAAGCUGGUGCUUCACUGGGCUUCAUAAGUGUUGUGAUGCCUAAAAGCAUGUGUUAAAGAGAAGGAGAUUGGGGGUAACUUGUUUGGGAUACAAGCAAUUGACGGUCUAAAAAAGGAGAGAUGAUCAUGUCUUUUUUUAAACAUGGUUCUGUAUUCUGUGGUUCCUAACUUCAGCUACCUUUUUGUCAUUGUUUGGCUCAACCCCUGCCCAGGUCUGAAUUGGCUCAGAAUGUCUGCUACUGUAGGUACAUAAUAUAUUGAACACAUGCAAAUAAAUACUGGUUUCACUAGGGCUGCGAUGAACACUAUUUUACUGUCAAAUCAAUCUACUAUACCCCCAGAACAUCUGGAAUUAAAAUGUGUGGCUAAUCAGAAAAAUAAUCCAGACGUACCCUUUAAAAGGCUAGUUUGUCUUAUUUUGAAUAUGGCGUUUGCUUUUAGUUGGUUAUUUUGUGGAAGAAGCCCAGAGAUUUGUUUUAUAAGCAGUAACUCUUAAAGAGAAAUACAUAUGAUUAGAAGCCAUUUUUAUUUGAGUACGGUAAUAAUGAAAUAGUAAAUAUUUGUGAAGCAGCCUGUGCUUCAGAUAAACUUGAAAUUUUAUUUGAAAAUUCUGCUGUUUUAUUCCAUAUACAUUUGCUUAAUCUUGCACAUUUGAGAAGUGUAAUUUAAUGUUGAAUGGUACUUAUGUAUAUACAUGUUUAAUUUUGUCUGUAAAUGGGGAAUGAUGUAACAGAGUCCUAGGUAUGAGGUUUUCAUAUUGUAAUUUAAUAGAAGCAUAAAAUUAAUGGCAACAUAUCAUGGUAAAAAGAAGAAAUAAUUCAGGUCAUCCUGUCCUUAAUGUGUAAAUUUUUUAAAUUGUAAUAUUUUUACUUCACAUUGAUCAUGCACAGUGUAAUUUCAAUGAAUUGUUUAUAAUUAAAUACACUAUGCCUAUUUAAUAUUGAGAAUAAAAGAAAAUUGACUUGUA
Polyodon spathula (Mississippi paddlefish) is the source of this 7730-nucleotide messenger RNA. Its product is annotated as serine/threonine-protein kinase LMTK2-like. The record is from RefSeq and is a predicted model, not a curated record. Gene Ontology annotation, molecular function: protein kinase activity; ATP binding. Bases 381 to 5150 code for a protein of 1589 amino acids. Lineage: Eukaryota; Metazoa; Chordata; Actinopteri; Acipenseriformes; Polyodontidae. Gene Ontology annotation, biological process: protein phosphorylation. The transcript is spliced from 14 exons.